GGCGCUCGGGGGCCGCGGUCCCGCCGGCAGCGCCCGCCAUGUUUCCCGGCAGCCCGCCCUGUCCGCCGCCCGCCUGAGCCUCCCGGCGGCCGGCCCGGCCCGGCCCGGCGGCCGCCCGCCUCCGCCGCCGGUCGCCCCUGGGCUGCUGGCUAAGGCGGCUUCCUGAGGGAGAGCUGAACUCGUCCAAAUCGCAGCGGUCAUCGCCUUCUCUCUCCAGGGACGCUCGAAAUCAGAAGCAACUCCUGAAAAUUUGUCCGUGUGUGGCAGUGGUUACCAUCCGGUUACCUCCGCGGGGAUUCAGCCUGCCAGGUCCACUCCCAGAGGGUCCGGUGCGGAGGAGGCUCCCUUGGCUGCUGGUGCCGAAGGAGAGGUCGGCUUGGGCUGGGAAGGACCCUUGCUCUGGUAAUGGGAACACUGGUCUGAGGUCUGCAAGGGGAGCCCUGACUGCAUAGCGGAGAUUUGUAUCACCCAGCUGAGGACAAGGAAGAAUAAACCAGAGCUGAUUCACUUCCAUCCCACGGGAGUGCUCCUGGGAGGCUUGGUGCCUUGGAGGAGAGAGGAUGGCUCAGGAGACAAACCAAACCCAGGUGCCUCUGUUGUGUACCACAGGCUGUGGGUUUUAUGGCAGUCCCCGGACCAACGGGAUGUGCUCUGUUUGCUAUAAGGAGUUUCUGCAGAGACAGCAGAGCAGUGACCGGAUAAACCCCCCAGCACCCAGUGGUCCCAACAGCAGCCCCAUGGCUUCAGAUUCAAUUGCAGGGCAGCGUGCAGAGGGAGACUCCACACCUGAGGAUGCGAAAGCCAGUGCUCAGACUCCUGUGACCCAUCAGAUGACGGCCAUGAGCAUAUCCAGAGAAGAAAACAGCAGUGAGACCGAAGAAUUUAUCAAGACAGAAGAGGCCUCAUCAGCAUCUUCCUCAUCAGGCACCCUGCUUGAAAUAUCCCAGAACAAAGCUGAGGGCAAGACAGCUUCAGAAAAACCGAAACAGAAGAAGAAUCGCUGUUUCACUUGCCGGAAGAAGAUAGGGCUAACUGGCUUCGACUGCCGCUGUGGGAACCUGUUCUGUGCCAUUCACCGGUACUCCGACAUGCACGCCUGCCCCUACGACUACAAGGCAGAAGCUGCUGAGAAGAUCCGUAAGGAGAACCCCAUCGUUAUCGCUGAGAAGAUCCAGAAGUUGUGAAGGGGGCUGAGCAGCUCGAACUGCAGCCAGGCGGCCUGGUGCUCCUCCCCUUCCUCCCAGCCUUCCUCCUCUUCCUCCCAGCCCCAUCGCUGGUGUGAUGGGGACUCCAGCAGCACACAUGAACCAGCAUCAGGACAUGGGGAGUCCCCACACCUCUUUGGCAGACAGUUGGCGUUCCUUCUCUCCCUUCCUGCCUGUCCAACAGCCACAGCUCAGCUGAUCCCUUCUCAACUAGCUUCCCAAAGGAAAAGGGACCAUCCUGCCCCACCGCUCCAGUGUUAAGACCUUCGGACUUGUCUUCCGCCGGGGCAGUUUGUGCGGUGCUGGCAGCAGGGCUCUGCCAGGCAGCCUUUCCCUUCAGCUGACAGCUCUGAGUCCUGCGAACCACCUGGGACUCGCAGCUGGAGCCCAUGAGCAGCCGCUGGACUUUGUUCCCUUUGCCCCACCAUCUCUUUGUGGCGGAUGUAAAACUGGGAGCUGGGAAAUCCCAGCAGCAAGGCUGCCUUCUGCUCCCUGAGCAGUGUUUGGUCUCAGAUGCAGAAGAGAUGAUUCUGUAGAUUUAACGUCCCAAAUACGCCUCUCCUCCCUUUGAGACACUGUUGUUGAAGCACCGAGGUGGUUAAGCAGCAGAGUACUGGCACAGUAAAGUUAUUUUGUGGCUUGAAGUGAUGUAGAUGUGCUCCAGCCACAGGUCAGGACCUUUAGGAAAGUACUGCUCGCUGCCUCGUGCCUCUUGCCGCAGGGAGGGAGCCAGCCUGCUGCGUCCAGGGAUGUGGCUGGGCUGUGGGACACCCUUGCACCAGCCUCCCAUCCUUCAACACCCCCUGAAUAACUGCUGGCCGCUUCCCAAGUGAGGUUUGUCGUAAUGCAGUGGUGCCUGCGCCUCUCCUCUCCCCUCUGCUCCCUGCCUUCUGCCUUACACGAUUCUUUCUCAUCAGGGUUGUGCACAAAGCUCAGAUCGUCAAACCUCCGCUUCCUUUCCUGUCCCUGCAUGCAGGCGGAUGGCGGAGACCCUUCCUCCCCCGUGGGCCACGCUGAUGCUCAGCGAGAGCCUUUCUCCCCUAUGAGCACGUUGGCUUGGGAAGCCCACCCAACUGCCCUGCUCUCCCGCCUCGCUGCUUGUCCCUGUGGGAUGAGAGGCAGGGCCGGAUCCCCAGGAGAUGCUCCGAAAGCUGGAUAGAGGGAGCUGCGGCACAGGGAAAGGCACGUAGAGGGCUGCAGGGCAUGUGAAAAGUCACGAGCAGGGUCCUGGGGUGCCCAGAAGUACAGGCGGGGGCUUUCAGAAAAGCCCAUGGAGAGCCCUGGGGAGCAGGGAGAGACACUUGGAAGGCUCUGGGCCCGCUGAAAGACUUGUAGAGAUCUUGGGGGUGCUGGAAGGCUCAGGGAGGGCUCCGGAGUGCAAGGGAAAGCAAAAGGAGAGCUUUGGGGUACACUGAACAUGCUCAGAGGACUCAAGUACCCCAAAAGGCACCUGGAAGGCUCUGGGCUGCACACACACAUGCACACAUGUGGAAGGCUCUGGGUUGCAGGGAAAGCCGGAUACUGGGCUCGGUAGCACUCCAGAAAAAACACAUGGAGGGCUCUGGGGCUGUUAGAAAGGAAAACUCGGGGCUUGGGUACACAGUGCAAGGCAGGCGGCAGCUCCUGGGGUGCACCAAAAGCCACCCCAGCACCAUGCAGGGUCUGCACCCACCCCGGAGGGCUCUCCUCCCUGGGAACAUCAGGAGCGGGGCUGCGGCUGCAGGGCUCUUGGCAGUCUCAAAAGCAGAGAGACCCAGAUGAGUCCCCAGGGAAAAGCAGCAGCCUCUGCCCCGCUUCUGGCCGGCCCACGCUUUGGAAGCAUUUCCCUCAGCAUCGGCUCAUAUAAGGGCGUUGGAGAGUGGAGCCGCAGGGGCCGAAUCGGCAGCUGGGGGACAUCACAGCAGCUCCUUCCAAGUGCUGUUUUCCUCCCCCGCUUACGGUGAUUGCAGGGGGAUGAUUCCGAAGGUUUCGUUUUUCCUGUCUGAUUUCAGCUGAAGUGGCGUGCGCCCUGCAGCAGCUACCGCCAUACGGCAUUGCUGGGAGGAUUCAGACCUCCAAAAAUGAUGCAAAUCCCCCACCAGCGCGGAGCGGAGGCGAGGCUGGCUCUUGCCAGCCUUUUCCUCGGGUUUUUGCUUCUCGGCAAUAUUGGCGUCACGUCCGGAGCACGCGAGUGGCGGCACGUUUUAGUGCUAGAACGCACCCGGGCCGUAAGCACGGUGCCGGCGGUGCGUGGCAAGGCUGGGUUUCACCGUUGAGGUUUUGGCUGAGAAUGAGCCGUCACUCUCAGGGAGGAAGCUGUGAGGAAUUGCAACCACUCCUUGCCUUGCGUCCGCACGAAGGUUGCGAGCCCCUGGGGAGGGGAAGCAGCUCCCAUGGGUGCAACGGGAAAGCCCAUGCGGCAGAAGGGCAGCUGCCUGCUUGUUCACCACCUACCUUUUUCCCUUUUAUUUCCUUUCUCUUCGUAAGUGUAAAUAUUAAUACAGUCUAGUUUGCUUGGA
Harpia harpyja (harpy eagle) is the source of this 3703-nucleotide messenger RNA. Its product is annotated as AN1-type zinc finger protein 5-like. The coding region runs from base 561 to 1184 and encodes 207 amino acids. The record is from RefSeq and is a predicted model, not a curated record. The transcript is spliced from 7 exons. Gene Ontology annotation, molecular function: zinc ion binding; DNA binding. Lineage: Eukaryota; Metazoa; Chordata; Aves; Accipitriformes; Accipitridae.